Botrytis byssoidea is the source of this 1524-nucleotide messenger RNA. RefSeq lists its product as uncharacterized. NCBI's taxonomy places the organism in Eukaryota, Fungi, Ascomycota, Leotiomycetes, Helotiales, Sclerotiniaceae. The transcript has a single exon. Gene Ontology annotation, cellular component: fungal-type vacuole membrane. Bases 1 to 1524 code for a protein of 507 amino acids. The record is from RefSeq and is a predicted model, not a curated record. Gene Ontology annotation, biological process: vacuole fusion, non-autophagic; plasma membrane organization. Gene Ontology annotation, molecular function: phospholipid binding.
AUGGCACCACCGACAUCUCGACCACGAUCCCCCUCGCAACGUCCCCUCCCCGGAUCUCCAACUUAUUCAUAUGCUUCCACACUUCCCCUCGCAUCCACAUUUUCCCUUGCGCUUCCACCUCCACCAGCUCCUCACCCACCCCACGCCGUCCUUACAAAAGCCGACCUAGAACUUUCCCAAAUCGCCUAUUCCGAACUCAUCAGCACCGCCAAAAGCUAUCGACUAGCACUCGCAGAGCUAAGCUCGUCUGCAUCCGCUUUUGGUAGUGCUUUAGAAGCAUGUGCACGAUUAAAAGAAGCAAGAUCGGAAGCCUUGGCUACCCCUGGCGGCAGUCUCAGCAACAGUUUCACUGCAAAAGGGAAUUGUACGGGGGAUAACCUGAUGUCUGCUAGUGGGGUACACCAGUUGAUAGCGAACCAUCAGCAAAUACUUUCAGAAUGUGUAUACCGAUCAUUUGAGGUGCCUUUGCUGCAUGAACUAGACAAUUGGGGUAGGCAAAUCGAGGAAGAGGAGGUCUCAUAUCGAAAGGAAGUGAAGAACAGGAGCAAAGAGAUACAAAAAAUGGAAAAGGAAGGGCUAAAACUACACAAGCAGAGGAAGCGAGACGUGCGAGGGUUCCGAGGACAUCUAGUGGAGUUAACUACAAGGCUUGAUGGUCUUACAACACUACACGGUGAACAUUCAAGAGCUUUAUUGAGAGAUUGUCAAGAUGUGAGCACCAAGGUAGUCGAAGCUAGUUCCUCUCUCGUCCGCGCAGAGGUGGAAAUAUUUGAAGCCCUUGCACGAAAAGGUUGGACAGGAGGUGGUCUCGAAGAUCUACUCGAACACGGUCAAGAUCUCUUCUCCUCGGAACCCCCUUCUACGAACACAGACUCGAAUGGUAGCCCAUCUAAGAUUUUCAGCAUUCUGCCACAAAAAUCAAUCCUUGUAGAUGCCACGCAGCCCGCUACCGAUGCGCCCCAUAAAAAGGUGAACCACAAGCGUAGCGAUAGUCUCCUUGUUGACAACAAUCAUUACCAGUCACUAGCUGCAGUCGCAGAUCGUGAUAUAGAUAGCGGAUCAAUAUUCUCCGAGCGAGACACCAGGAUUCUGAACCGCUCCCGAGGCGUAAGGCCCUUUAGUCCAGAGGCCGUCGAAAGAAGCCUAGAUCCACUUGAGUUACCUCCGCCUAGUCAAAUUCCCAGCCAACUUCCAUCUCCCAGAGAAGAAUAUAGCGAGAGAUCAAGAUUCGAGGCUUUCGGCUCUGUCACACCAGAAAUCUUUAAAGACGAGACUAUCCUAGAUUCGCAAGUCCCGUCACCAAUCUCCUCGCCGGAAAUAUUUGCAGAAACAGAGACAGGGAUGCAGACAGAGACCAACGGAGUGCCAUCAACAGACAAUCGAGCUGAUAUGGCACACGAGACUAGUAGUAUGCACUCUGAGGGUACCAUCCGCGGAGACGAGCGAAUUUCAUCACCAGAAACCGAGUCUGAACACGAUGAAGACAGAAGAGAGCGAGAAUGGAACGAUAGAUUUUAUGUUUAA